Molecule: messenger RNA, 2202 nt
Organism: Punctularia strigosozonata HHB-11173 SS5
Lineage: Eukaryota; Fungi; Basidiomycota; Agaricomycetes; Corticiales; Punctulariaceae
Product: glutamate-cysteine ligase catalytic subunit
Exons: 13
Coding region: 105-2180 (691 amino acids)
Biological process (GO): glutathione biosynthetic process
Cellular component (GO): glutamate-cysteine ligase complex
Molecular function (GO): glutamate-cysteine ligase activity
Source: RefSeq, a predicted model, not a curated record
GCCUUCUCCUUCUCCGGAGCUCCGCUGGGAACGAUCCUAUCCUAGCGGCGAUCCCGCCGUCUACAGCGAUCGUCGGUCGAAAUCCCAAACCUUGAACGUACUCCAUGGGCUUGCUCUCGCUGGGAACACCGCUACCUUGGGAGGAAGCGAAGAAAUAUGCAGAUCAUGUCCGCGAGCACGGCAUCACGCAGUUUCUCAGUAUUUGGGACAAGCUGAAGGAUAGGCAGGGUGAUGAACUCUUGUGGGGAGACGAGAUCGAAUAUAUGGUGGUCGUCUUCGAUAACGAGGAGAAGAAUGCCAAACUCUCCCUGCGCCAGUCUGAAAUCUUAGCCAAGCUUCGUGCGGAAGAAGGUGGGGUAUCAGCGGCCUUGAAUCGAUGCGGCGAGCCGAUGGUGAUGCCCACGUUUCACCCUGAAUAUGGACGUUAUAUGCUCGAGUCAACUCCAGGGGCUCCUUACUCAGGAGCGAUAUGCGAUUUACUCUCCGUCGAAGAUAACAUGCGAUUCCGGCGACACUUCGCACGGAAAUAUCUCAAGCCCAACGAGCUUCCCUUAACCUUUACCUCCUUCCCUCGAUUGGGUACUCCAGGUGUCUUCACGGAGCCGCACUUCGAUCCGUCGAACGCCGUCUCCAGUCACAGCCUGUUCUUGCCGCAGGAAAUCACCAACCCUCAUGCUCGUUUCCCAACCCUCACUGCGAACAUACGUGAGCGACGCGGGUCCAAGGUCUCGAUAAACCUACCAAUAUUCAUCGACGAGAAGACGCCCCGGCCGUUCGUCGACCCGACGAUACCAUGGCACCGCAAUGUUUACAAGGAGGAUCACGAAGCAAAGGACGGCGCUGCGAAGAUAGAUCAUAUUUACAUGGACGCCAUGGGCUUCGGGAUGGGCUGUUGCUGCCUUCAAUUGACGCUCCAAUCGUGUAAUGUGAACGAGGCACGCCGAACGUACGAUGCAUUGGUACCAAUCGCACCCAUCCUGCUCGCUCUCACGGCUGCCAGCCCGAUCUAUCGCGGAUAUCUCGCUGAUGUUGACUGUCGAUGGAACGUCAUUGCUGGUAGCGUUGAUGACCGCACGGAUGAAGAGCGUGGGCUGAAGCCUUUGAAGAAAAAUCGCUUCCGGAUACCGAAGUCGCGUUACGACAGCGUGGAACGAUACAUCUCGAAUCACUGGACCAACCGGCCUGAAUAUAAUGAUCACCCUCCGUUGUACGAUGAAGCUAUCGUGAAGCGCCUACGAGAUCACGGUAUCGACGAGCUGUUGGCGAAACACAUUGGCUAUCUCUUCAUUCGGGACCCACUCGUCAUCUUCUCGGAGACAAUCGAUCAGAACGACGAGGUGGACAAUGACCACUUUGAGAACAUCCAAUCAACAAACUGGCAAACUAUCCGAUUCAAGCCCCCGGGAAAUGCUUCGAUUGGUUGGCGUGUCGAAUUCCGGAGCAUGGAGGUCCAACUUACCGACUUCGAGAAUGCCGCUUUUGCUGUAUUCCUUGUCCUGCUGACUCGAGCCAUCCUUGCUUUCAACCUCAACUUCUACUUGCCGAUAUCCAAGGUGGAUGACAAUAUGCAGCGAGCGCAGAAGCGGGACGCGGCGCGCGCACAGAAAUUCUUCUUCAGGAAGGACGUGUUCCCGGUCGGUCAGGAGUCACGGACUCCAAGUAUAGCAUCUUCUUCUGGCGUGUCCUCGCCAGUGGAUGGCGCUGGCAAUCUGCCGCGGAAGGACAGACGUCUGAGAAAUUGCUAUCCCGCAGCACCACCUCCACCGCAAGGACUUCCGCAUGAUAGAAUAGAGGAUGAGUACGAAGAGAUGACACUAGAGGAGAUCAUGACUGGCAAGGGCCCAGACUUCCCUGGUCUUAUUGGUCUUGUAGAUGCGUUCAUAACAACGCUAGACGUCGAUGCUAGUGACUUGGAGAGGAUACAGCGAUACCUCGACUUGGUCAGGAAACGCUCGACAGGCGCGUAUAAGACCACCGCGACAUGGAUAAGGGAUUUUGUGCGAUCGCAUCCGGCUUACAAGCACGACUCGGUUGUCAAUCAAGAGAUCAAUUACGAUCUCAUGGUCGCAGUGGACGAGAUCGAGCGUGGUUUGCGCAAGGUUCCGGAUCUGCUACCUAAGGAAUAUUCGUGCCCGGAGGCCGCUUCAGGGGCACUAGCAGGGUUGAAAUCACCCCAGUAGAUGGACUCAAUAAUACAAAUGU